Gopherus evgoodei (Goodes thornscrub tortoise) is the source of this 950-nucleotide messenger RNA. Its product is annotated as 28S ribosomal protein S16, mitochondrial-like. Lineage: Eukaryota; Metazoa; Chordata; Testudines; Testudinidae. Gene Ontology annotation, biological process: mitochondrial translation. The coding region runs from base 228 to 632 and encodes 134 amino acids. Gene Ontology annotation, cellular component: mitochondrial small ribosomal subunit; ribosome. Gene Ontology annotation, molecular function: structural constituent of ribosome. The transcript is spliced from 5 exons. The record is from RefSeq and is a predicted model, not a curated record.
GUCUCUGCCCCAGUGUCCGUGGGGGGGACCCGGCAUGUCGCAGCGCCGGGAUCUGCUCCCGGGGGGCAGCGCCCGUGGGGAGCUCGGAGCUGCUGUCCCCGCAGGAGCCCAGCGCCCCCCAGGCCCGGCCAGGCUCUGCCCUGGGGCCUCACAGCGGGUCCCAGCCCCUCUGGAGUCCCUGCGUGGGGCCGGGCGGGGGCUGCCAGGGGGUGCUGGCAAGGGUCAUCAUGGUGCACCUUGCUCAUCUCCUUAUGAAAAAUUAUCAUGGAGGACACGUCGCUGUCCAACUGGCGCUUGGCGGCUGUGCCAACAGACCCUUCUUCCGUAUAGUGGCCGCAUAUAAUAAGCGAGCACGGGACAGCAAGUAUUUGGAGCAAGUGGGCUGCUAUGACCCACUCCCAAAUAGCCAUAAUGAAAAGCUUGUUGGCUUGAACAUCGAGAGGAUCAAACACUGGAUUGGUUGUGGAGCACAUGUCACAAAACCAGUUGAAAAACUUCUAGGUCUUUCUGGAUUUUUCCCAUUGCAUCCUAUGAUGAUCACAAAUGCAGAAAGAUUAAGGAAGAGAAGAGCCUUGAAGGCCAAAACAGCUUCUGAGGAAGAAACUCCAGAUCACAGUAUCCUGCUUAUUUAAGAAGAGUACAAUCCAAUAGUCCACUCUAGUGCUGACAGAAGAGCCGCCUUCCUCAGCUGUUGCUCCAAGAUGGCAAUCUGCUGCUGUUCCUGCACAUCAGGAAGCUGGUGGGGGCUCAAAAGGGGGGCAGCUCAUAGCAAGAGAAAUGGCUGAGAAGAUUCAUUGUUCCCUUGGCACCACCCCCAUACGGAGACCCGUGGAAACACAGCCAGCUCUCAGUUGACAGGCAGCUGGGAAUUAGUUACUUUUUCAAUAGAGAAGUAAAAUCUGAGCAAAUGCAUACAUAGAACCAAAGAAAAGUAAAGCUCUUUUGGGUGC